Pungitius pungitius (ninespine stickleback) is the source of this 906-nucleotide messenger RNA. It is a transcript of the gene mrnip, whose product is annotated as MRN complex interacting protein. The record is from RefSeq and is a predicted model, not a curated record. Gene Ontology annotation, molecular function: chromatin binding. Lineage: Eukaryota; Metazoa; Chordata; Actinopteri; Perciformes; Gasterosteidae. The transcript is spliced from 7 exons. The coding region runs from base 107 to 793 and encodes 228 amino acids. Gene Ontology annotation, biological process: mitotic G2 DNA damage checkpoint signaling. Gene Ontology annotation, cellular component: nucleus.
AACGCACUUUCUGUUUCCGGUGUCGUCGUGGUCUGAACGGUCCAAAAAGACCCGGGAACUCUAACCCGUUGUAUCAGAACCGGGACCGGAGCUUUCACCGUCCAUCAUGGUUCAGGAGUUUCACGUCCUCAGGUGUUAUUCAUGUGAAAGCUUUCAGGUCCAACAGGUGAAGAAGGUGAACAAGUGGAUUUGUAAGCUUUGUGGAGAGAAACAGUCGCAGCUGAAGGAGUUUGGGCGGGGCUCCGGAGCAGACUGCAGACGCCAUGUUCAGAAACUUAACGCCAUGAGAGGAGCGAUGAUGGAGGAGCACAACACCUGCUCUCUAUGGAAGCAAGUGGAGGCAGAGACGGAGGAUGUACCUGAGGACGACCAGGUGACGCACACACAGGUCUUAACCCUGAUGAAUGGGGCUGGAUCGAGCCGUUGGAACAAAUACCUGGACACACCUGAGGAGGCGGAGCCAGAGGAUGAGGAAGAGGAUAAUGUCUCGCUGGACAGGCAGCAGCGCCGUGACAACCACAUGAGUGACAGAAAGAGAGAGAGAAUAAAAGAAGAAAGACGAGACGGAUGCACACCUGAACAGGCAAACUACUCCAGUCUGGACCACACCAGUCCUCCCACCAAGAGGAGGGUUACUCCCCACGGCGUGAGUCCUGCUCCAGUCUCCAGAUCUGACCGCCAGUGGGAGGAGUCAGUCAGUGAUGACAUCAUCAGCCUGCCGCUCACCAGGUCAUUACUUCCUGUUUCCUCAAUGUUUGAGAGCGGAGAAGAUUUCAGCAUAGAGGGAUUUUAAACAAAUGUUGAACAUUUUGAUGACUAAUUUAUUGUUAAACCACAAAAAUCAAAUGCACUAUAUAUAUUUUUGUUGUUCAGAUUAAUAAAAACUGUUCAUGGUGAAAUGAGACA